UCUUUUCCUCACUCAUCCGCUCGUUCCAUCACCAGUCAGAGCAGUCAACGACAGCAAGCCUCCUUCAAAAUGAUGUCUUCUUCUUCAUCCACCCGCAGCUACAUGUCCUCAGGAGGAUAUUCUCGCUUAUCUGUCUCUAGUGGCGGAGCAGGUCGUGUCUCAUCAAUGCGUGCCGGUAGUGUGUAUGGAGGAGCAGGAGGAUCUGGUGUCCGUAUCUCCAGUGCCUCUGCUUCUCGUUCCUUCUCUGCUGGAGGUGCUGGCUUUGGAGGUGGUGCUGGUUUCGGAGGUGGUGCUGGUUUCAACCUGGCUGAUGCCAUUGAUGUGUCUGCAAAUGAGAAAGCCACCAUGCAAAACCUCAAUGACCGUCUGGCCUCCUACCUGGAGAAGGUGCGCACCCUUGAGAAGGCCAAUGCUGAUCUUGAGCUGAAGAUCCGCCAGUUCCUGGAGAGCAAGGCCACUCCCUCAUCUCGGGACUACAGUGCCUAUUACGCUACUAUCACUGACCUUCAGGCCAAGAUCCAGGCUGCGACCCGUGUUAAUGGAGGCAUCAACCUCAGCAUUGAGAAUGUCAAGCUGGCUGAAGAGGACUUCGCAAUCAAAUAUGAGAAUGAGCUGUGCAUGAGGCAGUCAGUUGAGGCAGAUAUUGCUGGGCUGAGAAGGGUGCUGGAUGAGCUGACAAUGGCCAGAUCUGAUCUGGAGAUGCAGAUUGAGGGCCUGAGAGAAGAGCUGAUCUACCUUAAGAAGAACCACGAGGAGGAACUCUUGGCCGCACGUGCCCAGCAGAUGAGUGGACAGGUCAAAGUAGAGGUUGGCCCAGGAAAAGAGGAUGGCCUGUCAGUGAUCAUGGCUGAAAUCCGUGAGCACUACGAGGCAGUUGUUGCCAAGAACCGCAAAGAACUUGAGACUUGGUUCCAUGCCCAGACCGAAGUUAUCCAGAAAGAAGUUGUUGAAAGCACAGAAACUCUCCAAACAUCCAGAUCAGAAAUCACUGAGCUUAAACGCACACUCCAGAGUCUUCAAAUAGAAUUACAAUCACAACUCAGCAUGAAAUCAUCAUUGGAAGGCACUUUGGCAGAAACACAGGCCCGAUAUUCUGCCAUGUUGUCCGGCUACCAGUUCCAGGUGACCAGCCAGGAACAGCAACUGGUGCAAAUUCGUGCCGAUCUGGAACGUCAAAGACAAGAGUAUCAGACGCUUCUGGACAUCAAGGCCAGACUGGAGAUGGAGAUCGCAGAGUACAGGAGACUGCUGGACGGAGAGGCCGUCAGUACCUCAAGCAUAAGCACAAGCAAAACCUCAACUACACGCAAAGUGAUAACCAUUGUGGAAGAGGUGGUGGAUGGCAAAGUGGUCAGCACAUCUUCCCAGGCUACCAGCCAGAUCGUGUCUCAAAAGAGCUCUUGAGCAAAAGCUAUCUACAUCAGAGUGAUAAAAAGCAAAUAAACUGGUAUAACUGUG
Pimephales promelas (fathead minnow) is the source of this 1458-nucleotide messenger RNA. Lineage: Eukaryota; Metazoa; Chordata; Actinopteri; Cypriniformes; Leuciscidae. The record is from RefSeq and is a predicted model, not a curated record.